Molecule: messenger RNA, 1789 nt
Organism: Cryptomeria japonica (Japanese cedar)
Lineage: Eukaryota; Viridiplantae; Streptophyta; Pinopsida; Cupressales; Cupressaceae
Product: probable protein phosphatase 2C 24
Exons: 4
Coding region: 503-1582 (359 amino acids)
Biological process (GO): protein dephosphorylation
Cellular component (GO): nucleus; cytosol
Molecular function (GO): protein serine/threonine phosphatase activity; cation binding
Source: RefSeq, a predicted model, not a curated record
CGGUACAACAAACGGUGUGAUGGAUAAUCAUGCUAUUCCGCCAUUAAUUCCUUGCCACCUCGAGCCCUUUUAUAAAUUCCUUUCUUCCACACACACCGAUUCAACCGCUCUCAAUCUUACCCUUAACUCAACUCCUCCUCUCUCAUAAAUCCACAUAUUUCCCCCCUCAAUUUUUCACAAAUUUUAGGCACCUCCCUCCCCACAAAAAAAAUCCCAUCUUUUAUUUUUUUUGUUCUUGUAAGCUCUUUUUGGUCAAUUUUGAUGGCGUCCUGAAUGGCAGAAGCAUGAAUUAUUAAUCCCUCUUACCUGUAAAAAAUUUCACCAACUUUUGGUACCUCCCUCCCCACGAAAAAAAUCCCAUCUUUUUGUUCUUGUACGCUCUUUUUGGUCAAUUUUGAUGGUGUCCUGUGUUCAAAGCAAUGGUAAUGGCAGAAGCAUGGAUUAUUAAUCCCUCUUACCUGUAAAAAAUUUCACCAACUUUUGACCCCUGCAAAUCUCCACAAUGCCGAACAGAUGGGGUGAUCAUGAUAAUGAUAAUGAUAGUAUGUUUUUCGAUCUGGCUGAAAAACCAGGGACUAAAAAGGAAGAAAUGAAAUCUGAAACCCAGGUGAAAAAGGACCGAUGCCCAUCGUACGGAACGAUGUCUGUCAUGGGCAGGAGAGACGAGAUGGAAGAUGCAGUGGCGGCGGUUCCAUGGUUUUGCAUGGGGCCGACGUCGGGUUUGCAUUUUUUCGGUGUAUAUGACGGGCAUGGCGGCGGGCAGGCGUCGGCGUUUUGCAGGGAGCGGCUGCACGAUUUUCUGGCGGCGGAGCUCCGUGGGCUGCCCGAGGAAGGGCGGCGGGAUUACGGCGAGCGGGAAUGGGUGGAAGUUAUGAAGAAUUGCUUUGUGAAAAUGGAUAUUCAGCUGGGUGGGAUGUGUUCUAGCGGCAAAUGUAAGGGUGAUAUUUAUGGCGGCUGUUGUCGGAAUCUUGUGGUGCCGGUAAUUGUCGGCUCGACGGCCGUCGUUGCGGUGGUGAGUGAGUCUCAGAUCGUCGUUGGAAAUUGCGGCGACUCUCGGGCGGUGCUCUGCCGGGGAGGAAAGGCCGUGCCUUUUUCGAUUGAUCACAAGCCUGAACGAGAGGACGAGAUGGAUCGAAUCGAAGCUGCUGGAGGUCGUAUCAUUUUCUGGGAUGGGUACCGUGUCGGCGGCUUGCUUUCCAUGUCCAGAGCUCUAGGGGACAGAUAUCUGAAACAGUAUGUGAUUUCUGAGCCAGAGGUGAGAUUUACAGAACGCAGAGAAGAUGACGAAUUUCUUAUAUUGGCGAGCGAUGGGCUUUGGGACGUGCUAUCCAACGAAAGCGCAUGCGAAGUGGUUAGCAAAUGCUUAGCCGGAAAACGGCCGCCGCCACAUUUUAAAGCAGCGGCUGCCGCCACUUCAUCCGUUGCCGUUGCCGCUGCGCUCCUCGCCGAAAUUGCUCUCGCACGUGGGAGCAGCGAUAAUAUAAGCGUCGUUGUCAUCGAUCUCAAAGAUAAUAGAAAUUUGAAGCCCCGGAUUAACAGAUCCCGUCAGCCGCAGUCGCUUAAAAUUCAAACUAAUUUAUGAUACAGCCACGCUCAAAAAAAUUUCUCCAUUAAUUUAUAUGUAAAUAAUCUCAGAGUUGACACAGAGAUAAAACAGAAACAUCUUCUGAUGUCUGUAAAUAUUCAUGUUUUUCCAAAUUUUCUCCCCUGCAUUCUGUAUAAACUGUAUGAAUUCAAAUAAUUUGUUUCUUUUUUUAAAUAAAAUUACAGGCCUUUUUUGUGCAAUUAA